This is a messenger RNA of Myiozetetes cayanensis, 5440 nucleotides long. It is a transcript of the gene ABCB1, whose product is annotated as ATP binding cassette subfamily B member 1. Gene Ontology annotation, biological process: transmembrane transport. NCBI's taxonomy places the organism in Eukaryota, Metazoa, Chordata, Aves, Passeriformes, Tyrannidae. The coding region runs from base 469 to 4329 and encodes 1286 amino acids. Gene Ontology annotation, cellular component: membrane. The record is from RefSeq and is a predicted model, not a curated record. Gene Ontology annotation, molecular function: ATP hydrolysis activity; ATP binding; ABC-type transporter activity. The transcript has 30 exons.
GUGCAGAGUGAGGGCAGACAGCUCUUUAUUUUUCCCAGGAGUUGCAGCAUAUCUAAUAGAGGAUUUUCCACACUUUUCAGAAGAACUGGAGCCAUUUCUAAAGCACACUGAAUAACCUGUGGCACGAAGCUGAUAGCAGAGCUCCUACCCGGUGAGACACGCAUAAGGACUUCAGCUGUCUGGGAUCCAAGACACAGCUGUGUCACCCUCUCUCAGACUUGUGAGGACAUUGUGAAAUUCUGGGCAAGAACUGCAAAGUUGAUAAAGUGGACUUCUACAAGAUGGGUCAUGUUUUCCUGGAUUAGACUUAGAAGAUUGGAAAAGAAACAAAAGAGUAAAACAAUCCUUCAGCAUUAUUUGGUCUCUUUCUCGCUGUGUAUUCAAGAAUGGAUUCAUCCUUAAGUGUAACAGUUACUUGGAGCAUUCAGCAACACCUCUAAUAAGGGAGCUAUUUUCAAUAAAUUUAAAAUGCAUUCUGAAGAUGAAAAGAAGAACUAUACUGUGGAUGGAAAUAGUUAUGAGGUCACCAUCCAGGGUCAUGAAUACGAAGACAAACCUGAGAAAAAGAAGAAGCAGAAGAAAGGGGAAAAACCUAAGGUGGUCAGCCCGUUUGCUCUGUUUCGAUACUCCACUUGCUCAGACAAAUUAUUAAUGCUAAUAGGCACUACUCUGGCAGUAGCCCAUGGAAGCGCUCUCCCUAUUGCAAUGAUAAUUUUUGGUGAUAUGACUGACAGCUUUGUUGCUUCUGAAGACUUUAAUUUUACAGGACUGAAUAUUUCUCAAAUGAAUUUUACUUCAGAAAUUCUCGAGAAGCUGGAAGAAGAUAUGACAAGAUAUGCAUACUACUACUGUGCAAUAGGAGCUGCUGUUCUUCUUGCUGCUUAUUUACAAACUUCACUCUGGACCCUAGCAUCAGGUCGGCAAAUAAAAAAAAUUAGAGAAAAAUUUUUUCACGCAAUUAUGAGACAAGAAAUUGGAUGGUUUGAUGUAAAUGAUGUGGGAGAACUUAACACUCGUCUUCUAGAUGACGUCUCCAAGAUUAAUGAAGGAAUAGGUGACAAGGUUGGACUUCUCGUUCAACAACUAACAGCAUUUAUAGCAGGAUUUAUUGUUGGUCUCAUAAGAGGUUGGAAAUUAACCCUUGUAAUACUAGCAGUAAGUCCUGUCCUGGGACUUUCAGCAGCCCUCUGGGCAAAGGUUCUCUCUGCUUUCACUGACAAAGAACAAGCUGCAUAUGCAAAAGCAGGUGCUGUUGCAGAGGAAGUUCUGGCAGCAAUCCGUACUGUAAUAGCUUUUGGAGGACAGGAAAAAGAAAUUAAAAGAUACCAUAAAAAUUUAGAAGAUGCUAAAAGAAUUGGAAUAAGAAAGGCUAUUACAGCUAAUAUUUCUAUGGGUGCUGCUUUCUUACUGAUUUAUGCAUCAUAUGCACUGGCCUUUUGGUAUGGAACUACUUUGGUCUUAACUGAUGAUUACACUAUUGGCAAAGUUUUGACGGUCUUUUUCUCUGUAUUGAUUGGAGCAUUCAGUAUUGGACAAACUGCUCCAAGCAUAGAGGCUUUUGCUAGUGCAAGAGGAGCUGCCUAUGUGAUCUUUAAUAUAAUAGACAAUGAACCUCAAAUUGACAGUUAUUCAGAGGCAGGUUACAAACCGGACCACAUUAAAGGGAAUUUGGAAUUCAAAAAUGUUUACUUCAAUUAUCCAUCCAGACCAGAUGUUGAGAUACUGAAGGGCUUGAAUCUCAAGAUUAGUUCUGGCCAGACAGUGGCCCUGGUUGGCAGCAGUGGCUGUGGGAAAAGUACAACUGUUCAGCUCAUCCAGAGAUUUUAUGAUCCCAAGGAAGGCAUGGUUACCAUCGAUGGGCAGGAUAUUAAGACCUUAAAUGUAAGAUACCUGCGGGAGAUUAUCGGUGUGGUGAACCAGGAGCCCGUGCUCUUUGCUACCACUAUUGCAGAAAAUAUUCGUUAUGGCCGUGAGGAUGUCACCAUGGAAGAGAUUGAAAAAGCUACCAAGGAAGCCAAUGCUUAUGACUUCAUCAUGAAGCUACCCAAUAAGUUUGAAACCGUGGUUGGAGAAAGAGGGGCACAGCUGAGUGGAGGCCAGAAACAAAGAGUAGCAAUUGCCCGAGCUCUGGUUCGCAAUCCUAAAAUUCUUCUGCUUGAUGAGGCAACAUCAGCUUUGGAUACUGAGAGUGAAUCAGUUGUGCAGGCGGCACUGGACAAGGCAAGGGAAGGACGCACCACGGUUGUGGUGGCUCAUCGGCUGUCAACAGUCCGAAAUGCAGAUCACAUCGCUGUGUUUGAAGGUGGAGUUGUUGCCGAGCAAGGAAACCAUGUUAAACUGAUUGAGAGGAAGGGAAUCUACCACAAACUCGUUAACAUGCAGGCAAUAGAAGCUGAAGUUCCCUCAUCAGAAAAAGAUGAGAAGGCACUUAGUGUCAAAAACCGUGACUCUGAACCAGAAUUUGGAGAAUCCUUUACAAGAGGACUGAAAAGACGAUCAACUCGGAGAAGUAUGAAAGAGCGAGCAGAGCAAGAUGAUGAUUCUGAUGAGAAAAAAAGUUCACCUGAGGAAGAAUUACCUCCAGCUUCAUUUCUGAAAAUUAUGAAGUUAAACAAAACUGAGUGGCCAUACUUUGUAGCUGGAAUCUUAUGUGCAGUUAUCAACGGAGCUUUACAACCUGGAUUUGCGAUCAUAUUUUCCGAAAUUAUAGGGGUUUUCUCAGAAACUGACAAAGACCUUUUAAGACAAAAGAGUGACUUAUAUUCACUACUGUUUUUAGUAGUUGGGAUAAUUUCCUUUUUUACUUUCUUUCUUCAGGGUUACACAUUUGGCAAAUCUGGAGAAAUUCUUACAAUGAGGCUUCGAUUCAUGGCAUUUAAAGCAAUGCUUAGACAGGAUAUGGGCUGGUUUGAUAAUCCAAAAAAUAGCACUGGAGCACUAACUACGAGACUUGCUAAUGAUGCCUCACAAGUGAAAGGAGCGACUGGUGUCAGACUAGCAUUAAUUGCCCAAAACAUAGCCAACCUGGGGACUGGAGUCAUUAUAUCAUUAAUAUAUGGCUGGCAGCUGACCCUGCUACUUUUAGCUGUUGUGCCCAUCAUUGCAGUGGCAGGAAUGAUUGAAAUGAGGAUGUUGGCUGGGCAUGCUAAGAAAGACAAAAAGGAGCUGGAAGCUGCAGGAAAGAUUGCCACAGAAGCAAUAGAAAAUAUUAGAACUGUUGUUAGCUUGACCCGAGAAAGAAAAUUUGAGUUGAUGUAUGGAGAACAUUUGAUUGUACCAUACAGAAAUUCUGUGAAGAAGGCACAUAUAUUUGGCUUUUGUUUUGCCCUUUCACAAGCAAUGAUGUUCUUUACCUAUGCUGGCUGUUUCCGGUUUGGUGCCUAUCUAGUGGCAAAUGGACAAAUGGAGUAUAAAAAUGUAUUUUUAGUGUUUUCAGCUGUUGUAUUUGGUGCAAUGGCCUUAGGACAAACCAGCUCUUUUGCUCCAGACUAUGCCAAAGCCAAGACAUCAGCAGCCCACAUGUUUCAGCUGUUUGAAAGAGUGCCCUCAAUAGACAGUUACAGUGAGGAAGGAGAGAAGCCUGAAACAUUUGAGGGAAACAUAACAAUCAAAGAUGUGGCAUUUAACUAUCCAAACCGACCAGAGGUCAAAAUCCUGCAGGGUUUGAAUCUAAAAGUAGAAAAGGGACAAACUCUUGCUCUUGUUGGUAGCAGUGGCUGUGGAAAGAGUACUGUUGUUCAGCUGCUUGAGAGAUUUUAUGACCCACUUGAUGGAGAAAUGAUUUUUGAUGGCAAAGAUGCAAAGGCACUGAAUAUCAAGUGGCUGAGAGCUCAGAUUGGUAUCGUCUCACAAGAGCCGAUCCUGUUUGAUUGCACUAUUGCUGAAAACAUCGCGUAUGGAGAUAACAGUCGUCAGGUGCCAUUCGAGGAAAUUGUUAAUGCAGCAAAAAAAUCCAAUAUUCAUACCUUCAUUGACUCUCUGCCAGAUAAAUACAAUACCCGUGUAGGAGACAAGGGAACACAGCUUUCUGGUGGUCAGAAACAACGUAUUGCGAUUGCCCGAGCUCUUGUGCGUCAGCCCCAAAUCCUGCUACUGGAUGAAGCUACUUCUGCCUUAGACACAGAAAGUGAAAAGAUUGUUCAGGAAGCACUGGAUAAAGCCAGAGAAGGCCGUACGUGCAUUGUGAUAGCUCACCGCCUCUCCACCGUCCAAAACGCUGACAAGAUUGCUGUGAUACAGAACGGCAAGGUCGUAGAGCAAGGCACCCAUCAGCAGCUUCUGGCUGAAAAAGGCAUCUACUAUUCUCUGGUCAAUGUUCAAAGUGUGUAAUGCAACACGUAGUAUAAAGGCAGUACUUAUCUAUGAAUUGCCACAGGAGCUACUUCUGUCACUGCAAUUAUUUCAAUACCAACAGUCAGUCUUGAUACUUUUGGUUUUCUUCUUUCCUUUCGUAAAUCAUACAAAACUAAGUAAAUAUGUAACAGUUUCUCAGUACUAGCUUUCAUUAUUCAAACAGCUUUAUGUGUGGCCAAAACAGUGGCCUAUUACCCUCAUGAAAGUAGGAGAAUGCUAAGCCAAAUGUAAUUAAUAUUAGCUUGCUUUGAACUCUGUCAAAAAUCACAUUAAUCAGGCAUGUAUGGUAAGCAACUUAGAAACAUUUUCAUGCUCAGUAGAAGUAGCUUUGCUAUUGUCAGAAAGAAACCUCAAGCCUUAUCCUUACUGUGCCUGUCUAAGACACAGUCAGUCCUGGCCUAUUAGGCUUGUUACCAACUUGUUACGAGAACUUGCAGGUCAGCUGAAGUUUGAUUCCAGAUGUCUCUUGUGAAGUUUUAGCCUGGGAUGACAGUAAAUGUCUUGAAAACAUGGGCAAAGGCUGAAAACAAGGGUCCCAGAACUGCAAGUACCUCAGUGGUGUUGCUUACUGAUCACCAAAGAGUUGCAACCUUAAGAGAUGCAAAAACACAUAACACAGAAAAGAAACAGCAGAUCAGAAAAAAAACCCAUAAUGGAUGGGCAAGACAAAGCACCUGCUGCAGCCUGGGAAAGAACUAUCUGCAAGUGUCUUGAAGUCCUAGGGUGCAGAGGUCAAAGACUAAGAACUCUCUGAAGACUGCAGUAUUUUAUAAAAGCUGAAAAUCCUGGAUUUGGACUUGGAGGAGGGGGAAGGAAGGCAUCUUUUUCAGUGUUACCAUCCUUCAUUGAAGAGCUCUGGAACCUGAUCACUGCGACUAAGACUCUCAAGGACUGUAAUCGUUGGUGCUAAAUCCUUGGCAUCACCUCUGUGGCAUUGUAUAUUAUUUGCUUAUUUAGGAUGACUGUUAAGUGCCACCUGCUUUCAGUAUGUAGCGAUAUUGAUUUGUAAUUAUUAAUAACUAAACAUGAAGCAAUGUAUAUUGUUAAUGAAUAUUUAUUCAGUAAAGUUUUGUUUUUAAGUUUAAAA